AAAAGGGGGCUAGUGUGUUACUCGAGCCUGGAGGAAAGCCGUAGCAUUCUCCAAUCACAGCCUUUUCUUCUCUCCCUCAGCCCCGCCCUCUCUCUCCCUUGCUCUUUCUCUGCUGCUCCUCGCUCUGUCAUGUUCACAGCAGGCUUGCCAUCGCACUACAAUGACUGCUGUGGCUGUAGGCUCCCUGCAGUAAUACUCUAAAGGUUAUGCUGCCCGAAAGCUCCCGGCUGAGUCUGAGCGAAAAAGAAAAAGGCUAACACACAAACGCCCAUCUACUCACACAUCCCACACUGAACCAUGAGUGACUCUCAGGACUCCAGAGAUGCCACUGCCACUACAGUGCCGGCCGGACACUUGCCAGCUGCAGUGCUCCUUCCCCCUCGACGGCGUGAAGAUGGCGAUGAUGACGACGAUGAUCAGGACCUGAAUAGGACUCUAGGAGUUCAGCGCUUCCAGCAGAUCCUCUCUCCAGCGCCACGUGUUCCAGCCGAGCAGCACCGCACCUUCAACGAGGAGGACUUUGAGUACCACCGCCACUCCUCCCUGCAUACCCACCACCCCCUUUCUAAGCACCUGCCCUCCGAGGGCCGGAGGAAGAAGAAUGGGCGUAAGAGGAAAUCCUCGGGCCAUCGGAGGGGCUCGGCCAGCAGCGGCGGUGGCACCGCUCCCACUAUAGAAGAGGAUGAGGAGGAGGAUGAAGGAGAGGAGGAAUCCUUUAGCCAGCAGGAUGGAGAUGGCAACACUACCACCCCUACACCUGACACAGAUACAGAUGUGCACACCGAUUCAGUGCAGUUCUUCGUGUGUGAUGAAGACUCCAGCAGUUCCACCGUGGUUCGGAGUGACCUGGGCUCUCCAUCGCGACAGCUCUCUAUUGUCCCCGAGUCGGCUGUACACACCAGCAGCAACACUCCAGAGGAUGCCACCACAACGGACGAUGGGGACUCGGUGGUUGUGCGGGCCAAUGGCAGAAGAUCAUCUGUACCGUCUGUGUUUCCACUGGGCUCUCCUGAGGGCAGCUUCAAGCCGGGCCGCAGCUACGACCUGCAGGAGCGCCGCCGCACCGGAGACCUGACGGCGACUGAGCUCUCACGCUACCAGCACAUGCCCACCGACGAGAGUGAGGCACAGAUGCUGGCCACAGUCGACCUGGAUGGCAUUAAAAGUCACCGGUUUGAAGAUGUCCCUGGUGUGCGGCGCCACUUGGUCAGGAAGAGCAGUAAAGGCCAGGUCGUUCACAUCAGCAAGGACCACAAAGAGCCCAGUGGCCGCAGCCGCAAACUGGACAGGACUCCUCAUGAGCAUAGGAAAUGGUGGCAUCGUGCUGCGGGAUACAGCAAGGUCCGAAAGGUCCGGCAGCUAAAGGUGUUUGUGGAGCUGAACGAGCUGGUGAUGGAUAAGAAUCAGGAGAUGCAGUGGAGAGAGACUGCUCGCUGGAUCAAGUUUGAAGAGGAUGUGGAGGAGGAGACUGAUCGCUGGGGUAAACCUCAUGUAGCCUCGCUGUCCUUCCGCAGCCUGCUGGAGCUCCGCAGGACCAUCUCACACGGUGCUGUUCUGCUGGACCUGGACCAGAGGACCCUGCCGGGCAUUGCUCACCAAGUGGUGGAACAGAUGAUCAUCUCUGACCAGAUCCGAGCUGAAGACCGAUCGAAUGUGCUGCGAGCUCUGCUGCUCAAACACAGUCACCCGAGUGACGGGAAGGAGCACACCUCCUUCCACAGGAACAUCUCUGCAGGCAGUCUGGCCUCUCUGAUGACCCAUCACCACAGCAACAACCACAUCGCCCCUCCAGAACCUUCCGCCACAGACCCUCUCAUAGCAGGAUCCGGCGACUCAGAGUCUCACACUCGCGUCGAUAUUGAGAAGAAUGAGAAAGACAUUCCUCCAGCUUUGGGAAUGCACCGGUCCAAAUCCAAGCAUGAGCUCAAGCUUCUGGAAAAGAUUCCAGAAAAUGCAGAGGCUACAGUUGUGCUUGUGGGCAGUGUGGACUUUCUGGACCAGCCGUCCAUGGCUUUUGUGCGUCUGCAGGAGGCAGUUUUGUUGGAGUCGGUUCUGGAGGUGCCUAUACCAGUGCGGUUCCUCUUCGUCCUCUUGGGCCCGCCCAUCGCCAACAUGGAUUAUCACCAGAUUGGUCGCUCCAUAUCCACCCUUAUGUCUGAUAAGCACUUUCACGAGGCGGCAUAUCUGGCAGAUGAGCGGCAGGACCUGCUGACUGCCAUUAACAGCUUCUUGGACUGCAGUAUCGUGCUUCCUCCGUCUGAAGUGGGUGGAGAUGAGCUUCUGCACUCUGUGGCUCGCUUCCAGAGAGAGAUGCUUCGCAAGAGACAUGAGCAAGAGGUUAAACUACAGGCCAAGGAGCCCAAGAGCCCUGAGGAUGAAGCUCUUUUGCCUCCAUUUAAACCUCGAGCCGAUCCUCUCCAGAGGACAGGACGCUUGUUUGGUGGGGCCAUCAGGGACGCAAGGAACCGCUACCCCAAAUACCUCAGUGACUUUAAGGAUGCACUCAACCCUCAGUGCAUGGCUGCCAUCAUAUUCAUUUACUUUGCUGCCCUUUCUCCUGCUAUCACAUUUGGAGGACUUUUGGGUGAAAAGACUGGAGGGUUGAUUGGUGUCUCAGAGCUCAUCAUCGCCACUUCAAUGCAGGGGCUAGUGUUCUGUGUGCUGGGGGCUCAGCCACUCCUUGUGGUUGGCUUUUCUGGGCCGCUGCUGGUGUUUGAAGAAGCAUUCUUUUCUUUCUGCACAGCCUAUGGACUGGAGUACCUCACGGGCCGUGUGUGGAUCGGGUUUUGGCUGAUCAUCAUUGUGGUGCUGAUGGUGGCUUUUGAGGGAAGUUUCCUGGUACGCUUUGUCUCCCGCUUCACCCAGGAGAUCUUCUCUUUCCUCAUCUCCCUCAUCUUCAUCUACGAGACCUUUUCAAAGCUUGGCAAGAUCUUCAAGGACCACCCUCUAACACCCUGCAACAGCACGUCCGAAAAUGACACUACGUCAUUGUUACUUAGCAACAGCAGCAGAUCUGCAGACACGCCUGUCAAAGUCCUGAACCAGCCCAACACCGCCCUGCUGUCCCUGGUGCUCAUGUCCGGAACCUUCUUUAUUGCCUUUUAUCUGCGCAAAUUCAAGAACAGUGCCUUCUUUCCUGGCAAUCUUCGCAGGGUGAUAGGAGAUUUUGGAGUUCCCAUUGCAAUCUUCAUAAUGGUUCUGGUGGACAACAGCAUAAAAGACACCUACACACAGAAACUGAGUGUGCCGGAUGGCUUUAGCGUGACCAGCCCAGAUAAACGUGGCUGGGUGAUCCACCCGCUGGGAUCCGACGGCAAUUUCCCCAUCUGGAUGAUGGCUGCUAGUUUCCUGCCUGCCCUGCUCGUCUUCAUCCUCAUCUUCAUGGAGACGCAGAUCACCACUCUUAUUGUGAGUAAGAAAGAGAGGAUGCUGGUGAAGGGUUCUGGUUUUCACUUGGACCUGCUGAUCAUCGUGGCUGUGGGGGGGAUGUCGGCGCUGUUUGGGCUGCCAUGGUUGGCUGCUGCCACAGUGCGCUCUGUGACGCACACCAAUGCCCUUACAGUCAUGAGCAAGGCUGUCGCCCCUGGAGAUAAACCACGCAUUCAGGAAGUAAAGGAGCAGAGAGUGACUGGAUUUCUGGUAGCACUUCUUGUUGGUCUCUCCAUCGUGAUUGGAGAUGUUUUGAGACAGAUCCCUAUUGCUGUGCUUUUUGGCAUUUUCCUCUAUAUGGGAGUGAUGUCGCUCAACGGCAUCCAGCUGACUGAGCGCAUGAUGCUGCUGCUAAUGCCUCCAAAAUACCACCCAGACCACACCUACGUUCGCAAGGUGCGCACUCUACGGAUGCACCUUUUCACAGUGUUCCAGAUAGUGUGUUUGGCUGUUCUCUGGGCUGUCAUGACCACUGUGGCCUCGUUAGCUUUUCCCUUCUUGCUCAUCCUCACUGUUCCCCUCCGGAUGUUCCUGCUGCCACGGAUCUUCAGCCAGCGUGAGAUGCAGUGUCUUGACGCGGAGGAUGCAGAGCCCAAGUUCGACACCAGGGAGGGACAAGACGAAUACACAGAGAUGCACAUGCCAGUUUAACCCUGUCCGGCUUUUUUUUUCUGUUGUUUUGUUUGCUGGUCAGGCCAAACUGACUGACUCCACACCCUUCUUUGUCUGAAAGGCCCAAAGAUAGAUAAUUGCUCAUCCUCACUAAUCUGAUAGAAUCACAGACAUGGUCUUGGCUGUGGAACACAGUCCCACAUCACACACAUCUACACUCUACACUCAACAAGUCAUCUCACUAAAGGCUGUGCCAAAUCGGUCCCUGCAGUCCUGCUCUUAGAAGAACACGAGGUUCCUGCCUAAGAGUAUUUUUAUAAGCUUUGUCUUUGUCUCCAAAUACGGUUGUUUUUAUUAUUGAUUGAAGAACUAUAUUUAUAUAUCUAUAUAUUAUGUGUGUAUUUAACAGUUCCCUGGAUGUCUGUUGCAAAUGGGUCUUAUGCAUAUUUCUUCUAAUAUGUUUUUUUUUUUAUUAUUAUUAUUAUUAUUCAAGAUGUUUAGUGUCCCUGUGCAGUGUGAGCUUUGUCUGUUUGUGUUGUAAGUGGAACGCGAGACCCAAUUUCCCCAAGGUAGCUCAUAAUGUCACACGAAGCACUUUAUGACGUAUGCAGUCGUAUGCUUUUGCUACUAUGCCGUUUUUUCCAUCUCACAUAAAUCAAGAUGAAAUGAUGUAGACUGAGCAACUACAUAAUAUCUAAAAAAAAAAACUAAACAAAAGCGUAAAAGUAGCAGAUCUUAUUUUGUACAGGAGUGAUCCUGUUUUUUUUUUAUUUCAUCUUUUUUGACUGUGUGUAUGAGACAUCCGUUGUGGAAAAAAUAAAAAAUAAUAUGCAAAGCUUUGGACUGCACCAUGCAGUCAUCGAUAUAUAUAAUUAAAACCAAAUGUAUUAAAAUACCAGCGUGUUACGAAGCUGUGGUAGUGCUGCUAUACAGCAACUAGAUCAGCCAAUCACUAAAUAGGAAAAAGUCCAAAUAUUGGCUUUUGCGAGUGUAAGUUUCUGUGUUCUGUUUGUGACCGCUGCAGCGUUUGUUGUAUAUCGACGCCACACAGCUUUGCUGAAAUGAACAAUUAAGAGAUUCACAGCAAAGCAGCAGAGGCAUAUCUGCUGAAUCAAUCAGCUGAAUGCUCAAGACUGAAACAAGUUGCUGUAAAACUAUAAGAGUAUAUUUAAAUAGUGUUUUAAUGGUUUGUAGGUGUAGAACUGACAAAGAUAAGGGAACUGCCAAGUAGUCCAGAUGAUUAAACUGUAUUUUAAACAAGGACUAUGGCGUACACCAUUCCGAUUACUGCUCUCUUUCUUUUAAUUAUUAGAUUACGUUUUUUUAGUCGUCAUUAAUUUUGUAACAUGUGCGCUUUAGAAACAACAAUGAAAGGCCUCCAAAUCAGCUAAGCUAGUAGCCUCGCACAGCUGUAAUGAUCUGAUUCUUUUAUUUAACAUGCUGAUAUCUGAAUUUUACUCUGUUAUUUGCGUAACAGGUUGAAGUAGAGAACAUCUAUGCAUUUUAAACCUUUUAAUUUUGUCUCAUCUCUUGUAAUUUAUCUUCUUGUGUUUCUGAUUUCGUAUUUUGCAAAACUUUGGCUGGGCAGAAGUGAGAAGUGAAGUCAAGGUGCUGUGCAAACUUCAGAGAGGGACUUUUAUUUUAUUUAAUUUCCAGUCAAAAUAUUUAGUAUCAAACUGAUAUACUGACAUGCCAAAAGUAUUGUCACGUGCCGUGGACUAGUAUUGCUGUAUAAUAUAGAAGCUAAAAAGUAUGAUGCAAAAUGCCUUUAGGGCCUCCUGCAUUGAAUGUGGGUGGGAUUUCUGCAAGAAUUGCUUGUCGGUUGGCAUGGACGUUUCUAGCCGGACACCACCAGUCACAAUCAUUACCACCCAGUGCACUGCUGGUAUCCAUUAUCAGGCCUUUCUUAGAGGCAGAAAAUCCAUGUUGCUUUAGCCAGUGUUCCGCCUCACACAUACCCACACAAGAUAACAUCUCAUAGCUUAUACAGGUGUGGGCUUUCCCAAGCCGUCCUCUGAGGUCCCAUGACUUUUGACAUGUCCGUGUAUUUACCAGUAAGCAUCAGAAACUGAAUACAGAGAGAUUUUUCAGUGUUCAGUGUUUCAGAGUUCACAUUUCAUUUUCACACAUCUGUCUGUUUUUCUAGAUCACUAAAAGUUCAUUCCUAGAAGUUGAAGUUCUUUCUGCUUCUCAUCAUCCACAUAACACUAUAGAUUUUUAUCACUUUUAAUGACGUUUCAUGAAGGUUAACGUUAAACAUUGGUGAACAUCACCAGCAGUUUGUAAAGUUUAAAUUCUGUUUGUCUGGCACUUUUUGUGGUGUACUAGUUCUUGCACGGCUGUUAGGAGUCCCAUGUUUUGUAGAACUGUUCAUCAAACACUGUUUUCAUUUUCACUUUUUUUUUGUAUGCACGUGGAUCAUCAGCUUGUAUCAAUUCUCCUGUUCAGAAGUAUUUCCUGAAACAUUAAGCACUUAACGGUUGUUUGACUGGAAAUGAAAUGAACUAAUAUGAGUGGUGGUCUGAACGGAUGUUUGCGCUGUACUGUAAUGUAAUGUAAUUAAUGAUUACAGUGCAGACUGGUGUUCCUUUGUAAAUGGAAGAAUGAUUCACUGACAUUCCAGCUGAAAUAAUCCAAAUAUUUGUUUUCUAAAUCUAGGAAAAGAAAGGUGUGAUUAUUGGUAAAUUGUGUAACUGUUACUGCCUGAAGCGUUUGUGUUACAGCCACCUGAGCUCACGUUUGUAGUGCCUUCGAUAUAUCACUCUGAGACUUGCCGGAAGAAACUGUGUGUAGUUGCUUUUGCUUGACGCCAAAUGAAAGAAGUGAUCGCACAAAUGUGAAGCAAAAGUGACCUUGUGUGUUUCUGUAUGAGUUAUGCUAAAGAGAAAGAAUGAGAGAGAGGGAGGUGAGCUGAGAGACUGCUGAGGUCUGUCAGUAUCACUACCACUAUGUUUCUGUAUGUGUGUGUCGACAGUGCAGAAUCAAUAAAGAGAUUCAACAUUCA
Molecule: messenger RNA, 7045 nt
Organism: Astyanax mexicanus (Mexican tetra)
Lineage: Eukaryota; Metazoa; Chordata; Actinopteri; Characiformes; Acestrorhamphidae
Gene: slc4a2a
Product: solute carrier family 4 member 2a
Exons: 24
Coding region: 298-4080 (1260 amino acids)
Biological process (GO): bicarbonate transport; transmembrane transport; monoatomic anion transport
Cellular component (GO): plasma membrane; apical plasma membrane; basolateral plasma membrane
Molecular function (GO): monoatomic anion transmembrane transporter activity; solute:inorganic anion antiporter activity
Source: RefSeq, a predicted model, not a curated record